Messenger RNA from Gracilinanus agilis (Agile Gracile Mouse Opossum), 3515 nucleotides. RefSeq names its product E3 ubiquitin-protein ligase RBBP6-like. The transcript has a single exon. Lineage: Eukaryota; Metazoa; Chordata; Mammalia; Didelphimorphia; Didelphidae. The record is from RefSeq and is a predicted model, not a curated record. Gene Ontology annotation, cellular component: nucleus. Gene Ontology annotation, biological process: ubiquitin-dependent protein catabolic process; protein ubiquitination; mRNA processing. Gene Ontology annotation, molecular function: zinc ion binding; ubiquitin protein ligase activity; nucleic acid binding. Bases 958 to 3495 code for a protein of 845 amino acids.
ACUUCUCUACUAGCAGCAAUGCAAUGGCCCAGGUCAGUUCUGAGGAACUUAUGGAAAAGAAAGCUACCCACAUUAAGAGGAGGAACUAUAGGGGUGGAGACACAGAAAAACAAUUGUUUGAAGCCAUGGGUUGAUGCGGCCAUGAUUGGGGUUGUAGACUGGAAACAACCACACCAAUGCAACUAUCUAUCAUACUAUGGAAAUAAGUCUUGAUUGAUGACACAGGUGAAAAGCAGUGGAAACAAUAAUUGCACCCAAGUUCAUACCCUGGGAGAAAGGAAGUUCACACCCUCAGAGGCAGAGAGUUCACACCUCCAGAGGCAGAAAGUUCACACCCUGAGGAAAAGGAAGUCAGUCCUAUAAAGGCAGAGCAGAGGGCUGGGAUUGAGUUCUGGCUUGGUGACUCUGGUUGAAGGAAGAGUCUUGUGCUAGUGGCCCCUACUGAAGGGACUCAAGCUCACAUUCAGAGUUCUCAGUUGGUGAACUCCAGCUGAAGGAAGAGGCUUGGGCUGGUGGCCCUUGCUGAAGGGACUCUCGGACUUGGAGUUGGAUUCCUGCCUUGCUCACUCGGGCUGAAGGGAAGAGCUUCUUGCUGGGGACCCUUGCUAAAGAGACUCUCAGGCUCUUCUGACUGCAGCUUGGAACUUUGUUGGACGUGAGCUGAAUUUCUUUGGGAGAAGCACUUAGGGUAUUUAGCGAAACUGCUCCCCACCUACAAAUUCCUUUCCCCCAUACCCUCCUGCUCCCCAGUCAUUUGAGUAUUGGGGCACGGGUGGGGGCUGUUCUUGGUUCCUAACCCCAUUUGUGGGGUGGGGGUGGCAAUAAGGCCUAAGCUUCCCCCCAGUUUCUGAGUGUUUCUUUUUCCUCUGUGUGCAUAUCUCUCAAGUCAAUAAAUUGCAUAAACAUAUCAUUCAGUGUCAGGUCUCAUCACUGAGCCUUAGGGGGACUUUUGGCACCAUGUCCUGUGUGCAUUACAAAUUUUUCUCCAAACUCAAGUAUGACACCGUUACCUUUGAUGGACUCCACAUCUCCCUGUGUGAUUUGAAGAAGCAAAUCAUGAGGAGAGAGAAACUCAAGGCUGCUAGCUGUGAUCUGCAGAUCAUCAAUGCAGAAACGGAAGAAGAAUACAAGGGUGAAGAUGCCCUGAUUCGCAAGAAUUCCUCCGUUAUUGUGAGAAGAGUUCCCGUUGGAGGUGUUCCAUCUACAAGCAAGACUUAUGUCUUAGGGCUAAGUAGAGCAGUGAGUGGAACCUCAGAGGCAGACCUAUCUAAUUCAUGGAGAAGACACCUCGAUAGGCCUAGUAACGUCCAGCGGGAGGCUAAAACGCAAACUAAAAUGAAGACUGAGGACUCUUGUGCCUCGAUUUCUGUGGCCCAGCUUAUAAAGACUGCCAAUCUGGCUGAAGCCGAUGCUCCUGAAGAAGAUAAAAUCAAAGCAAUGAUGGUACAGUCUGCCCACCAAUACGAUCCCAUCAACUACAUGAAGAAACCUCUGGGUCCACCUCCACCAUCUUAUACCUGUUUCCGGUGUGGCAAACCUGGCCAUUACAUAAAGAAUUGCCCCACCAAUGGGGAUAAAAACUUUGAGCCACUUCCCAGAAUUAGAAAGAGUACCGGAAUUCCUAGAAGUUUUAUGAUGGAGGUGAAAGAUCCUAACACGAAAGGUGCCAUGCUUAGCAACACUGGAAAAUAUGUUAUCCCGAUUAUACACGCGGAGGCAUAUGCCAUAGGGAAGAAAGAGAAACCACCUUUCCUAGCAGAAGAACCAUCGUCCCCCUCACAAGAGGAAGACCCCAUCCCGGAUGAACUCUUAUGUCUACUCUGCAAAGAUAUAGUGACAGACGCAGUCGUCAUACCUUGCUGUGGAAACAGUUAUUGCGACGAAUGCAUAAGAACGGCGUUGCUAGAAUCAGACGAACAUAGGUGUCCCACUUGUCAUCAGAACGAUGUGUCUCCAGAUGCCUUAAUAGCCAACAAAUUCUUGCGCCAGGCUAUCGAUAGAUUCAAAAAGGAAAGUGGUUGCACUAAAAGGCUUCAAAAGCAAAUAUGCCCACCCGCGCCUCCACCCCCGCCUCCAAGACCACCGGUUCAGCGGGACCUACAACCAGUGAGGAGACUUCCGAUUUCAAGACAACAGGACCCUUUGACCAUUCCAGGGACUCCAUCUCCAUCUGCAUCUGCAUCUGCAUCUGCUCCUGCUGCUACUCCUAGAGCUUCAUCCACAACUCCUAAUCAACCUUCCCUUUCCUCUGCUGGACCUAGAAAUCAACCUUCUACUCCAGCACCACUUCCUGAUAGAACUGCCACAGAAAAACCAGAUGGGCCUCUCCGUGAUCCUGAGGAUAAAAGCACACCUGCUGCAGCUUUGCUCUCAGAUCAUCCUGACACGUCUUCAUCGCUAGCCACUAGUGCCCUAACGGAAGUAAAGGGCGGCCAGAUACUCGUACCUGGAGCACCUUCUUUGCUUGGGCAGUCCCUUUGGCAUGGGCAGCCGAUACCUACCAUUCAUCCGCUAAGAACAAAUGCUGCUCAAUCUGCUGCGGGUGGCAGAAGUGGUUGGAAAGCAAGCACAAAUCGGAGACGAAGUAUGGGUGAACGCUCACACAGGACUCAAGGCCCCUCGCUGCCAGCAACACCUGUACCACCACCUCGGUUCCCUCCUCAUUUUCCACCUGGGCAACCACCACCUGCUGCCUACAGCGUCCCUCCUCCAGCUUUCCCUCCAGCGCCUACAGCUUUAUCAACAGCAGGACAAACAGCUCACUCAAAGACUAUCCCAGCAACACGAGCUCUACCCUUAUCCAGGGAAGACUUCUACAGAGAGCAAAGACGUCUAAGAGAGGAGGAAAGGAAAAAGUCCAGACCAGAUGAUUUUACAAAGGGUUCUGCUAAGGAACUGAUGGAAUGCAGAAAGAUUCCAAAGAAGCAUAGACGCUCAUUUUCAAGGUCCAAAUCGCCAUAUAGGGGCUCCUGCUCUUCAAGAAGUUCACAUAUCUAUGCUAAAUGGAGAUGUGAUUCCUCCCGGUCCCCUGCCUAUUCUCCACCCUUUAGGCCUUCACGCUCUCCUUCUUAUUCACCAUUCCCUCCAUGUUCCAGAAGAGGCAGAGGGAAAAGUCGAAAUUAUCCUGCAAGAUCCAGGUCUCGUGGAUAUCACUGCUCCAGAUCCAGGUCGCCCCCAUAUCGGGGAUGGCGUUCACGAUCGAGAUCCCCUCCAGUUUUUAGGGGACGGUCUCCUCAUAGACAAAAUACACCUCAAGGAGAGACAGCUCACCGCACUCGCAACAAAGGUGCCAGUUACCCAGAAAAGAGUUCGGCAAGACGUGGUCGCACCACAAAGGAUAGGGCCCCGUCAAAAGAGAAGGAGAAUGAAAAUCCACCAGCAGAUGAGAAAAGAAACAGACACGAGAAACGCCGAAAGAGAAGAAAGGAGGAAGACCAUGAAGAAUCCCCUAACACAGAAUUGCUAGAGAGUCCUCGCAAAAAAAGGAAGUGUUAAUUCCCUGUUCGCCAUCUUAA